CCAUCAUUCAUUCCACUACACGACUUGCCCUCCAGCGGGGGCUUUCACUCGCGCUUCCCAGCCACGCACGCCUUGCUUGCACCUCCUGUCGAGAGCAAAACCGUCUCUCCCCGUCUCGAUCACCGGCUGCUGUGCUUCCAAGAAUCGUUCGUCUCACAUCGCCCAGGACGGGCGCAGCAGCCAAUGGCAUCCACUUGCGACCACCCCAUCCAGGCAGGGGGCAUGUGCGCCAUUUGCGGCAUGGUCUUGAGCGAUGACCAGACAUCUGGCUCUAUAUCGAUGAUGCACGACACCGAGUCAGUCACAGUAUCGCGCCAAGAGGCAAGGCGCCUCGAUACGGAAUCGACGAAGCAUCUGUUAGACCAGCGCAAGCUCGCCCUCAUCGUCGAUCUUGAUCAAACGAUCAUCCACGCUACAGUCGACCCAACGGUUGGAGAAUGGCUACGCAACCCCGAGAACCCCAAUUACGAGGCGUUGAAGGGCGUCGGGAGCUUUCGAUUGGGAAUGGACGGCAAAGCCAUUCUCGAUGCUGGCAAAGAUCCGAAGCAGCAAGGCUCCUCGUCUUCUUCAGCGGAUGAUAAUGAGGGCUGCUGGUACUAUGUCAAGCCGAGGCCUGGCCUACAUGAGUUCCUGCAUAAACUAUCCGAGAAGUAUGAGCUCCACGUCUACACAAUGGGCACACGAUCGUACGCUGAUUGCGUCUGCAAGCUCGUCGACCCGGAUGGCGCGCUCUUCGGGACGAGAAUCUUGUCGAGAGAUGAGAAUGGCAGUCUGGUGCAGAAGAGCCUUUCAAGGCUGUUCCCGAUGGACACGAGUAUGGUAGUCAUCAUUGAUGAUCGUGGGGACGUAUGGCAAUGGAGUCCGAACUUGAUCAAAGUCAUACCAUACGACUUCUUCGUGGGCAGCGGCGACAUCAAUGCCGGCUUUCUGCCCGCUCAGACCGGCCCAGGCACCUCAACACCAGCGACACCAGCAGCAACUCCUCUUGAAUCAUCAUCAUCUGCUUCUUCCUCCUCAUCCUCAGCGACUCCAGACUCUGCACCCGUCUCAAGCCCUGACGCCGGCUCAGUUGCCUCUUCCUCAUCUGAUACCACUGCUCCCUCUGAGGCUGCCGAUUCGUCGUCGCCGCAGCCACCACCGCCGCCUCCGCCUGCAAAAGAUACGCGCUCACCCACGGACAAGCUCAAUGAUGCGGCAGAGAAGGAAGAGGCUCGUUCAGCUGAGCGCGAAGUCAAGGUCAAGGCGGAGCAGAGCCAAAAGUCGAUCGUUAGCGAGCAGCUCGACGCCAGACCACUCGCUCGUAUGCAGGAGCAGCUCGACGAGAAGUUUGGCAUCACCUCAUCCAAUCGGUCUACCCCGGCGAGUGAAGGUGUGUCACCCGCCUCGGAGAGCAGCGCAACGCCUGUGAAGGACGAAACGCCCAGCUCAGCUGCAGCGGAGGUCGCGCCAGCCACGAAUGGCACAACUCAUCAAAAUCAAUACGAGACAUCGCCUCCAGCUCCUCCUCCUCCCGCGCCGAGCGACUCUGAUGCACCUCCGCCGCAAGCACCUGCCCACGCUCUCUUGCGAGACACUGAUCGCGAGCUGGAUCGUGUCAAGGAAAUCUUGGACGAGAUUCACACGACGUGGUUCUCACGAUGGGACGAAUACGUUAAGAUUUAUCCCGGAGCGACCACCAGCUCGCAGCCAAGCGAUCCCGACUCCUCCACUGCGUCCUCUUCGACUGGUCCCGUCAAGCCGACGGUCAUGGCCAUCAUUAGCGAGCUCAAGAAGCGCGUCCUCAGCGAUUGCGAUAUCGUCUUCUCUUCGCUAAUCCCGCUGAGCGGCCGGCUCGACGACUCGGAGUACUUCUGGAUGGCAAUUGAGUACGGCGCCACAUGUGCGCCCGAGCUCAAGGCGGAGACCACGCAUCUGGUCGCGGCGAAGGUGGGCACAGCAAAGGUGCAGGCGGCGCAGAGGCAGCAGGGGACGCAGGUUGUAUGGCCGAGCUGGCUGCACGACUCCAUUGCGCAUUGGCACAAGAUGCCCGAGGAGCCCUACGCCUUGCCACCGUGCAUCGGAAACGGAGAUGACGUCGUUUCGAGCGCUCAUCCCACAGAUGAUGAUCUCAGUUCGGACGACCUGGACUUUGCGAUGGAUGGAGACGAUGAUACCACAGCCGGGUCGCAGGAGGCGCUGGAGACUGGUGGCGACAAAGGGGUUGGUAGCAGCACAGGGCCCAGCAACGGGCAAGGCGCGCCCUCAUCGUCCGCCCCAGCUGGCGGGGGUAACGCUCCCUCCUCUGGUUCGCAAGACUCCUGGGCUCUUGAUGCGGUCGGCUGGGCUGAGGCGGACAAGGAGCUGCAGGAGUUCCUUGACGGCAGCGAAGGAGACGAUGAGGCUGGGGAGGACGAAGGCGGGUCAGUUUUCUUUGGUGACGACGAUGAGGACGACGGUCAGGUGGACGGUACCAAUACUCCCUCCGGACGACGCAAGCGGCCGGCAGGAAAACGCAGCCGCCGCUCGACGCCAUCAGUCAAUGGAGAUGGGCUGGGGGAAAGCAGUCAGAGCAUUCGCCUCGUGGAAGACCCUCCCUCCUCAUCGACGAGCGACGGAGGCAACAAGAGGCGACGCAUGGUGGCCACGGCGACGAAGCAGCCUGAUGGCACCUACCGAGCUACAGGCGACGUCUCUACACAAGUCGUCGACGGCGCAGGUGAGACAUCGUCAGCGAAGGCAAAAUCGCCACGCAAGCAGCCGCCGCCACCAGGCCAGUCGCGCUCGCAUACCAACAGCGUUGAUUCUUCGGCGUCAGAUGGCGCCGCCGAUGGGGAUGACACCCAAGCCUUCAUGGAGGACUUGGAGCACGAGCUCGAGGCUGCCAUGGACGAUGGAGAGGACGACUGAGCAUGCGCGCAGAGACUUAUCGAAGGUGACUUGCUUCAGGCGCGACAAGACAGCUUUGGACUCAUCCCCUUCAUUUCAAUACCACCCUCCGUCCCCUCCUGCCUGUCCCUCCCCUCCCCUCUCUCUCUUUCGCCCAUGCCCUCCUCUCUUCUGUCCCUCACCGCUACCAACUGUCACCUACAGAGCUCGACUCGGCCUCAUCCGGAUUAGACGCACCCGUCACCCCCGCCUCCUCCCUCGUCAAGCGGGCUUGGCGACGACGAGAAGGACCGAGCUCGCGCGUCUAUGACAUCUUCUCCACUCUUGUUGUAUUCUCAGAAUAUCUCAUAUCUCAUUCUCAUGUCCACGUCUUCGG
Molecule: messenger RNA, 3241 nt
Organism: Jaminaea rosea
Lineage: Eukaryota; Fungi; Basidiomycota; Exobasidiomycetes; Microstromatales
Exons: 3
Coding region: 184-2886 (900 amino acids)
Cellular component (GO): nucleus
Molecular function (GO): RNA polymerase II CTD heptapeptide repeat phosphatase activity
Source: RefSeq, a predicted model, not a curated record